AUGUCGCGGUACAGUCAUGACUAUAGUCAUAUAAAAAUAUUGGACGGAGAACUGGAUGAAAUUAAUAAGAUCGAUGUUGAAAGCAGCGAGAGUAUACUUGGGGAGAAAAUUUUACAAAUCAAAAAUGAAGAUGAUAGCUUGGAAUUUAGUACAAUAACAACCGUGGGGAAACCUCCGCAGAAAAUUACUGUAUCCAUCGAAAGUAACAAUUUCCAUACAAUAAUUGUCAUCGCCUUAGUUAUCAUAGUGUUUAUUAUGUACAUUUUAGGACCUUUAAUAUUAAUAACUAUUAUAGGUGUAUUUUUAAUAGAUGCAGCUAAUCGAAAAAAUAUAAAAUGUUAA
This is a messenger RNA of Parnassius mnemosyne (clouded apollo), 342 nucleotides long. The record is from the annotation of a GenBank genome assembly. Lineage: Eukaryota; Metazoa; Arthropoda; Insecta; Lepidoptera; Papilionidae.